ACCCCGCUCGCUCGGCCCUUUCUGCACUGUCAUCUGCCCCGGUGAGGCUCAACUCCGGAGUGGGGCCAUCCGAAACGCUCCAGACUACAAGCCCGACUCCACCCAGCAGGGAGGGAAAGAAAACAGAUUGGGCAGAAUCCCGGGCCUCACCACCAGCAGCGGAGCUCGAAGGUCUGUAGGCCCCGCCCUUCAGCAGGACGGCAGCUCUAGGACUGAGUGAAGGCCCAAAUGGGCAACGUACAGGAGCGGCCAUCGGAGACCAUUGACCGGGAACGGAAACGGCUGGUAGAGACAUUGCAGGCUGACUCUGGGCUGCUGCUGGACGCGCUGGUGGCCCGGGGCGUCCUCACUGGGCCCGAGUAUGAAGCCUUGGAUGCGCUGCCUGAUGCAGAGCGCAGGGUGCGCCGCCUACUGCUGUUGGUGCAGAGCAAGGGCGAGGCAGCCUGCCAGGAGCUACUGCGCUGUGCCCAGCAAACUGUGCGCAUGCCAGAUCCGGCCUGGGAUUGGCAGCACGUGGGGCCUGGCUACCGGGACCGCAGCUAUGACCCUUCAUGCCCAGGCCACUGGACGCCAGAAGCACCCAGUUCAGGGACCACAUAUCCUGGGCUGCCCAGAGCUUCAGAGCAAGAGGAGGUCGGAGGUCCUGAGAGCUCUGAGGCAGUGCAGCCUGGAACUCCAGAGGAGCCAGAACUAGAAGCUGAAGCUACUGAAGGGGAUGAGCCAGACCUGGAACAAGAACUGGAUCCAGAACAAGAGCCAGAGAUAGAACCGGAACCGGAGCCGGAGCCGGAGCCGGAGCCGGAGCCGGAGCCGGAGCCGGAGCCGGAGCCGGAGCCGGAGCCGGAGCCGGAGCCGGAGCCGGAGCCGGAGCCGGAGCCGGAGCCCGACUUCCAGGAAGAGGAUGAGUCUGAAGGUUGUGAGGGCCCUUAAACCCUUGCUUGCAGGCUUGUUAGAGGUUGUGGGCUGGGAAGUGGGGGGUUGAUCCCCAUUCCAAUGACCAUCAUUUUCAUCUCCAGAUUCCUGAAGGCCAGAAUCUUUACCUGUCGAAAUCCUGUUCAAGCUGGAUAAGACCUGGAAACCUG
This is a messenger RNA of Arvicanthis niloticus (Nile rat), 1082 nucleotides long. Lineage: Eukaryota; Metazoa; Chordata; Mammalia; Rodentia; Muridae. The record is from RefSeq and is a predicted model, not a curated record.